AUGGCGUCCAAACGCCCGCGACCUGCAGAGCCGGACCGCGCCGCCGGCGAGCGCCCAACGGUGACGCUGAAUGGCGGGGAGCCCUGCCCUGCCGGCCAGGUCAAUCUGUGGCGGGCGGGAAAGCUGUGUGAUGCGACGGUGCAUGCUGACGGCCGAGCCUUUCAGGUCCACCGCGCCGUGCUGGCGGGCGCGUCCGAGUUCAUGACCGCACUCUUCACGUCCGGCAUGCGCGACAGCGACGAGCCCACUAUCUCAGAGGUAGCGGGCGAUGUCUUCUCGGCACUUCUCGAGUGGAUCUACUGCGGUGAGUGCCGCGUCGAAGUUGCCCUGCUCGGCGGCAUGCUGGACGCGUCGAGCAGGCUGCAGCUGCCAUCGCUCCAGAACGCGACUGUUGAGGCCUUGGUCCAGGGCAUUGGCACAUCCAACGCCGCGCAGUAUUGGGAGUGCGGGGACGCCCACAACAUCCCUCGGCUCGUGGAGGCGGCCAAGGCCGCUGCUCUCCAGUCAUUUGGCGAGUUCUCGACGGGCGUGGCCUUCGACGCGCUCCCCGUUGGCCGCGUGUGCGAGCUGCUGAAGAGCGACGACCUGAUGGCCGACUCAGAGGAGGUUGUGUUCCGCGCCGCUGCGCGGUGGGCGGCGGCCAACUCAUCCGCCUCUGAAGAGGAGGUUGAGGCAGUCUACUCGCUAGUCAAGUACAGCCUUCUACCCGCCGCAUUCCUCUCAUCGGUGGUGGAGCAGGACCCGCCUCUGGCCACCCACCCGCGCGGCGGCUGGAUCGUGGCGCGGUCGCUCAAGGCACACAUCGAUCAGGCGCCGUCGCCGCGAGACCCGGGUCUGCCGACGGGGUGGUGGGCGGAGGAGCGCACGGCGAGCUCGGGCCGCGUGUACAAGGUGUACUACGGGCCCAACGGCGAGUACGCUGAGUCGGGGCGGAUUUCGCGCAACGGUUCGGUGAUUCUCAUGCAACAGGACGCGCUCAAGCCCGCUUCCAAGGGGAGGCCCCAGCGCUAG
Emiliania huxleyi CCMP1516 is the source of this 1011-nucleotide messenger RNA. RefSeq lists its product as hypothetical. The coding region runs from base 1 to 1011 and encodes 336 amino acids. Gene Ontology annotation, molecular function: protein binding. The record is from RefSeq and is a predicted model, not a curated record. The transcript has 3 exons. NCBI's taxonomy places the organism in Eukaryota, Haptophyta, Isochrysidales, Noelaerhabdaceae.